AUGUCGUCUCAAAAAUGUGCUUCUCACCUUGAAAUUGCUCGACUUGAAAGUUUGAAUUUUAAAAUUUCUCAAUUAAUUUAUUUUGUUCUAAUAAUUACAACGUUAUUCUUCACAUUUUUCGCGUUGAAAGUCAUACAAAAGAAGUGCAUCUUUCAAUUGUCUACUAAAAUUCUACUCUAUCAAAACCUAUUCUCCGCAAACAUCCAUCAAAUAUUUCUCGGCAUCACUAUUGUUGAACGACUGAACAUUGCAUUUUUCAAGCUUAACGAUAAGUGUAUUCCACUAAGACCGGAAACGAAUUGUCAGCUAUAUCUUGAAAUGUUUAUUGCUGGUUUAAGUGGAAUGGUAUAUGGACAAACUGGUUUGCUUUUUGAGCGAGCAUGUGCUACUUUCAUAAAGAAAUACGAGAAAAGGAAAAGCUUAGCAACUGGCAUCAUCACUUCUAUUAUUGUAUUGCUAUUAAGUGGAAGCACUGCUCGAAUAAUUAUUUGGGAUGAUCCAUUGUCUGAAUAUCAACUUGCAUGUACUUCAUGGCCAAGUAAAAGCCGCGACAGAUCCACUAUGUUCUUCAGUAUUUGCACUUUUAUUUCCUUGUUCAAUUUGGUCAUUUCUCUUCUGAUUCGAAGACAUAAUGAAAAACUAGAAUAUUCAACCCCAUUCGUCGUAGGUCCAAGAUUUCGGAAACGAGAAGUAAUUGACUCAACUAGUACAAUCUGCUUUUUGACGUUUUUCCAAUUCAUCUUUAUGUUUAUCUAUUCAUUCGGUGUGUUCCUCCUUGGAACUAUCAGGGAAAUUAUUGGCUAUGAGCAGUAUUAUUUCUGGGUCGUUUGGGUUUAUACAAUCCCAUUCAUUGCUGCAUCCUUUCCAAUUCUUCUGAUCUAUAGAAUUCGAUAUUCUAAUACAAAUCGAAUAAUGAUAAUCAAACAGUUUACAAGUACAAAGCAGACACAAGAGGACCAUAUCAAACAAAUGAAAAAUGUUUGGAAUUAAUUAAACAUGUAUUUAGAUAAAUGUGACAAAAUAAAAGUAUAGACUAU
Caenorhabditis elegans is the source of this 1037-nucleotide messenger RNA. It is a transcript of the gene sra-3, whose product is annotated as Serpentine receptor class alpha-3. The transcript has 3 exons. Gene Ontology annotation, cellular component: membrane. The coding region runs from base 1 to 990 and encodes 329 amino acids. Gene Ontology annotation, biological process: G protein-coupled receptor signaling pathway; sensory perception of chemical stimulus. Gene Ontology annotation, molecular function: G protein-coupled receptor activity. The record is from RefSeq and is marked reviewed. NCBI's taxonomy places the organism in Eukaryota, Metazoa, Nematoda, Chromadorea, Rhabditida, Rhabditidae.